Lates calcarifer (barramundi perch) is the source of this 3210-nucleotide messenger RNA. Its product is annotated as ETS translocation variant 5. Gene Ontology annotation, biological process: regulation of transcription by RNA polymerase II; cell differentiation. The transcript is spliced from 13 exons. The record is from RefSeq and is a predicted model, not a curated record. Gene Ontology annotation, molecular function: sequence-specific DNA binding; DNA-binding transcription factor activity, RNA polymerase II-specific. Gene Ontology annotation, cellular component: nucleus. Lineage: Eukaryota; Metazoa; Chordata; Actinopteri; Centropomidae. Bases 139 to 1635 code for a protein of 498 amino acids.
GCUAUCAGAGCUCUUCAUUGAGAAAAAUCCGCUCGCGAGUUUUUUAUUCGAGGAGCUGCAGGGGAUGUAGGGGAGGAAAUCUGCGUCGAUUCCACACAGCCAAGAAACUUCGCUGAUCAAAGUGAAGACUCCUGCAACAUGGACGGCUUUUAUGACCAACAGGUCCCUUUUGUGGUCCCUGAGAGUAACUAUCACAGAGAAGAAGCAGAGAAAUGUCUCAGCGACAGGAAGAGGAAGUUCAUGGACACAGAGUUGGCUCAGGACACAGAGGAGCUAUUUCAAGACCUGAGCCAGCUCCAAGAGAUCUGGAUUGCAGAAGCUCAGGUUCCAGAUGACGAGCAGUUUGUCCCAGAUUUCCAGUCCAAUAACUUGAUGUUUCAUGGACCGCCUGUCAGCAAAGUGAAACGAGAGCCCAGUCCGUCCAAAGAUCUGUCUCCCUGCAGAACGCCUCAAGCUGACAUGUGCCUUUACAGUUACAGUGCCUGUGACAACAAACCAGCUCUGACUCCAGCCUCCACACCUGCGGUGCAGUGCAGCUCCUCCCACCCAACUGGACCUCCACCCUUACAGAGGCAGCUACAGCCAUCCGCCCCCCAGCUGACUAACAACUGCCCCCCCAGCCACGUGCCCGCCCUGAGCUCCUCCCACCACCACAGCCUCCCACCUACCAACCAAACCCAGCAGUUUGCUCUGCCACGUCCCCCUAUCAGCUGUCCCAGUGCAUCUUUCAGCAGGGAACAAAGGUUCCAGCGGCAGCUUUCAGAGCCCUGCUUGUCCUUCCUCCCUCCGGAGAAAACCACAAAUGCACCAUACCCUCCGUCGAGCCGCCCGCUGUACCAGCGCCACCUCUCCGAGCCCCUGGUCCCCCAGGGCCCCCGAGGUUUCAAACAGGAGCUGGUGGACCCACGAUACCCAGAGCCAGGGCCACCCGGCCCAGGUCUAGCCCAGCCUCAGACCACAUUCAACCAUGUCACAGUCAAACAAGAGCCAAGAGACUUUGGCUUCGACUCAGAGGUUCAAACCUGCCAGUCGUCAUCAUUUGGGAAGUCUUCAGUCUUGUACCAGAAUAACAAUAUGGGAUUUGGUCAUGACAGGGAGCCACAUUUGUACUAUGAUGACACCUGUGUUGUGCCGGAAAGACUGGAAGGUAAAGUGAAGCAGGAGGGUUUGCCGUACCAGCGCCGUGGCUCCCUGCAGCUCUGGCAGUUUUUGCUCACGCUGCUCGACAACCCGGCUAACGGACACCUGAUUGUGUGGACGGGACGCAACAUGGAGUUUAAACUGAUCGACCCAGAAGAGGUGGCUCGACUCUGGGGGAUUCAGAAGAAUCGACCGGCCAUGAACUACGACAAGUUGAGCCGCUCACUGAGGUACUACUAUGAGAAGGGCAUCAUGCAGAAGGUGGCAGGGGAGAGGUACGUUUACAAGUUUGUAUGCAACUCCGAGGCGCUUUUCUCCAUGGCUUUCCCAGACAACCAGAGGCCGAGCCUGAAGGCCGACCCAGACGCCAUCCCGCCUCCCAGCGAGGAGGACGGCCUCCCACUGCCUAUCUACGAGGAGGAGGGUCCCUACCUGGCUGACGGAGGGGAGCAGGGCACCCAGGGACUGGCUUUCCCUGACAGUUACCCAUACUAGACUCGACAGCCUGGAAGCUGGAGGGAACACAAGAUAUUUUAAAAAGGAGGACCAUGGAUUUACUGAGCAGUGUUUCAAAAUGUACACCCACGUUAUGUAUGUCACAGAAAAUAUGAACUUAUCAGAUCAUUUUUUAUUCAGAGUACAUGUCUCUUUUGCCAGAAGUUUUGUUUGCAAAACUAGAGAUCCAGGAAUCUCGGGGACUGUUAAUUUGAACUCACUCUCAAAAAAUGAAAAUCUAUGUACAAAUCUACUGUAGUUCUGAUUUGGUUUCACUUGUUAUAAUGGAUUUAGGGCCACUGUUAGCAAAGAAAACAGAGGGUUUCAAGAAUGAAGUUGUAAUAUUACAAGUUAAAUAUAAUAAUAUAAAAAUAAUAUAGUUAAAGUAUUUCAAGAUUAAGUCAUAUUUUUAUGAUAAAAUAGUUAUGAGAAGAAAAGUCACAAUAUUUCAAGAUAAAUGUGUAAUUUUACUUAAAAACGUCAUAAUAAUACAUAGUCGAUACUUUGAGAAAAAAUAAUGAGAAAAAGAAAUGUUCAUAUCAUUUUCAGAAAGAUGUAUAAAAAGUAAAUAUUUUGAAAUGCAGUUGUAAUCUUACAAGUAAACGGUUAUGAUAUCAAAAUAUUUCAAGAAAAAGUUGAAUUUUAGAGGAAUAAAGUUUAAAUUUGGUGCACAAGCUAACGUUUUGUUGAAAAAAAUAAUUUUUAUCAAAAUUUCUGUUGUAAAAACACCAACUUUGUUCUUGAAAUAUUAUGACUUUUCUCUCAAAAUAUUACAAUUUUAUUCUCAAAAUCUACUUUUUCUUUUUGACCCUUAAAUUAGAGGUAAUUUUGUAGAAUGGUCGUAGCUAUAGUCUUUGCAUAUGUGAACUCUGGGACCUGUAUUUCAACCAAAAAUCUAGAAGCCAUGGCACUCCCUUACAGACUGACCCACCAUAGUUUUUUUUGGGGGGUGAACCUUAUACUGCUUGAAAGGGACACACGUUUUAGUCCUCCUAUAAACAUGUUUAUUGAAAUGUCUUUUGUGUACGUUCUCUCAGUUUCAAAGCUAAUAUUUUUGGCAUUAUAUGGACUUGUAAGUUUUUCCUAUAACUGUUUUAUGACAAAGGUACUGCUACUAUUUUUGAUUCUGCAAUACUGCCACUCUGAUGCUAAUAUUAAGCAUGGACUUUCUUACAAAUGGCUCACCAGUUAUUGUACCGAGAUAGUUUUCUGCAUUUUGUAUAGUUGAUUUGCUUCAAUGUGUAGAAAAGGUGUAUAAUUAUAUAUGAAUAUAUUUUUGCUAAAGGCUCCGUUUGCUUGAUGUUGUACCAUGAGCUGCAGAGUUUAGCCUGCUAAUGUGUUGCAUCAAUUCCAGCCUCUCCAAGCUGGAACGACUUGUACCCUGUGAGCCCUGCAGAUACAAACUGGAUGUAAUGGUGUAUUUUGCUGUAUGGUCACAUGGUGGUAUGAACAGGGGAGGUGGUGUAGGAUGAAAGCAAAAGACAGAUACUGACACUGGUGUGACGUCUACCCUCAGAUACUGUAUGUGUGCCUUAUGUUGAUCUUUACUGAUACAAUAAACUAUUUUACUCUUUU